GCCGGUGGGUGAGGGGGACCCGCCACCGCCGGUCCCCGCCCGCGCCGCGGCUGGGGCGGGGGGUGCCGGCUGCGGCCCCUCGGGUGCCUGGGACCGGCGGAGAGGCGCGGCGAGGGAGCCGCGUCUUGUCCCCGGUCCGGGGCGGGGACUCGGAGGCCGCCUCCGCCCCUGCCCCGCGGGAUGCCCACCCGGCCUUGGCCUUGCUUCGGCGGGAGUCCUGUCGCGGGGCGUCUGUCGGCGAUAAACCCGCCUGCGUCGGCGACGGGCCCGCCGGCCUGGGGUCACCGCUGGUGUGCGUGUGUAGUUAGGGUAGCCACCUCUGCGUUCACAUCCUCAGAAAUGCGCAGCAGCGUUGUUAACGUUUUUUUUGUUUUUUUUUGUUUUUUUGUUUUUAACGUGCUGGUGGUAGGCGAGGUAUUCGUCUGAGAGAGAGAGUUGCUGUGUAAACGCUGAAGGUUGAGACUAGAAACCAAGGUUUCAGUUCUCCAGUUAACAGCAGAUAAUCUGAGUAAACCCGAAGAUACUCUGCAGCACAGAACCUGCUCCCUUUCCUGUGUGAGGGGGCUGUUAAGUGAGAAUACAAACACGUGAAGCUGAGGGAAACCCAGAGAAGGUGCUGCUGGGUUGCCAGUAAUCCAGGGGUUGCUGCCAGGUGAAGCAUAUGGUCCCAGUGCUGCAGGCUUAUACAGCUGUGUACUGCUUAGAUCUGUUCAGGAUGCACAUGGAACGGAGAUAAAAAAAAAAAAAAAAUGGUGCAUUUGGAUGAAUGUGAGUUUAAUACAGUUUCAAAAAAGAAAAUGUAGUACAGAAAAAGUAAUAGUUGCGGCUGUCUGCAUGAAGCACAUAACUGUAUUUAGAGCUCUUAAUUUAUACUUUAUUCAAGCAGCUUUCCAAAAGAUGGAUUUCUGUACAAAAUCAGACACCGAUAACACAGUUUUGGCAUGUUUGAGACAUAGUUGAAAGGCCACAUUUUCAGUUCCUGCAAAUGGAACAAUAAUCAUCAUUUAAAACACCUAAGAUUUUAAAAACCUUGACUGAAUACUCCUGUCUAGCAUGAGGCAGUGCAAAACUUAAAAUAUGAAAAAUAAUUUAUAAUUGAAAAUUAUUAUUAUACCUUUCAGUACUCUAAUAUUAAAGUCUUGUGACUAAACAGUGUUUUAUCAUAUAGAAGGGAGGCCCCUAGAAGGGCAGUAGAGAAUCUGAAUAAAAGAAGCGGUGUAGAAGUAAAACAGCAAAAUCGUUCCAGGAGAGUUUAGGAGUAUCAACAUGUGCUGGUUACGUUGAUCUAAAAUCCCCUUGAAUCUAAACCAAACCUGUGGAUUCAGAAUCCUGUAACUGCUCAAAGAUUCGGAAAGUAAAUGAUUCAAGUCAAAAUGCAUCUUCAGAGUUGAAGUUGUUUGCAAGUUUCCCUUAGCUUUUGACUCACAAGAACUCUGCAAACAGACAUUGGAAAAACUUUGGCUUUCAGUUUGACUUUGGCAUGCUGUUUGGCUCUUGCACGCUAGUUACCUGUUCAUAUUUACUGUAAAUAAUGACUAGAAACCUAACCUACAACUAGACGGUUGAAGUAACUUCUGGAAGGGUUUGUUUCCUUUUCUUCCCCCCACCCCCUUAAGACUUUUUGUCUUACGGGAUUUGUUUGCAAUCUGCUCGCUGAAGCUCUGAGGCAAGUUUGCCAGAUCUGGGACUGCAUCAUCGUUCUGCACAUCUGGAAGUGGUUUAUGGGCUCUCAUUCCUCCAGUGCGGCAUCUGGACUCUGCAAUUCCUCAGCAGCAGAGGAAAGAAAACCAGCACAACUCCAAAAUAAACUCUGAAGAGUUUGAAAAAAGAGUUGAAUCUUAAAAUUGUUACUGUGCCCUGUAAGGCCCUUGUGCGUGCAACUUCAAAGGAGGAUGAUGAUUAAGGAAGCUUUGGCAAGAGUGUUUGCAGCUGUGGGCUAUCAAGGAUCCGAGUAAAUAUCUCUACAAUUCUUCAGGAGAGACGAGUCCUGAAUACUGUGCUGCUUUGAAGAGAUUACAGUUCUCAUCCAACAGGACACAUGGCUCUUUUAAAGAAAAUUAACCAGAUCUUACUGUUACUUCUUGUUUUAACCGUGUGCGCCAUUUUGUAUAACAAAGUUCACCAAGUGCCAUCUACAUUAAAGAAUGAAACAGUUGAUUCAGAGAGUCCUGAGGAAAUGGAAGAAGAAAUCCCAGUUGUAAUCUGCGCUGCUGCGGGCAGAAUGGGUGCAGCUAUAGCAGCAAUCAGUAGCAUCCACAGCAACACAGAGGCCAACAUUUUGUUCUACAUAGUUGGGCUGAAGACUACCAUCCCUCAUAUUCGAAAAUGGAUUGAAAAUUCUAAACUGAAAGAAAUAAAAUUUAAGGUUGUAGAAUUCAACCCUAUGGUACUAAAAGGAAAAAUCAGGCAAGAUGCAUCGCGUCCUGAGCUACUGCAGCCUCUGAACUUCGUUCGAUUUUAUCUUCCUUUGCUUAUCCAGAAACAUGAGAAAGUAAUAUAUUUGGAUGAUGAUAUCAUUGUUCAAGGUGACAUCCAGGAACUCUAUGAUACUAAGUUAGCUCCUGGACAUGCCGCAGCUUUUUCAGAUGACUGUGAUCUGCCUUCUACACAUGAAAUGGUUAGAAGUGUAGGGAUGCAGAACACGUACAUGGGAUUCCUGGACUACAGAAAGCAAGCGAUUCGAGAUCUUGGCAUCAGCCCCAGCACCUGCUCCUUUAAUCCUGGAGUAAUUGUUGCUAACAUGACUGAAUGGAAACAUCAACGGAUUACAAAACAGUUGGAAAAGUGGAUGCAAAGAAAUGUGGAGGAAAACCUCUACAGCAGCACCCUUGGGGGAGGUGUGGCAACCUCUCCCAUGCUGAUUGUAUUUCACGGGAAGUAUUCCCCUAUUAAUCCCAUGUGGCACAUAAGGCAUCUUGGUUGGAGUCCUGAUACCCGUUACUCUGAGCAUUUUCUUCAAGAAGCUAAAUUACUUCAUUGGAAUGGGAGAUACAAACCUUGGGACUAUCCCAGCAUUCACACUGAUCUCUGGGAAAACUGGUUUAUUCCCGACCCUUCAGGGAAGUUCAAAUUAACACGUCCUGAUAGCUGAUACUGAAGCCACUUGAAUGCAUCCAUAUGCUAUGUUUUGCAGUAUGUAAUAGUUUGAGAUGCAACAUGUUGUAUGAUUAACUGAUUUUAGAAAAUGAAGCAUUUGUUAAAUAUAUGAAGAAACGACCAUCACUUUUGCCUGCUUAUGGCUGGAGAGGGAGGCUGGAGUGACAGUUACACUGUUCAGAUGAUCUUGACUUUCAUGUAAGGUGAGGAAAGAAGUUGACUUGACAAUGAAGUGUUUUCAGUAACUGUUUGCAGAGCUCUGUGACUGUUUUGCAGUGUUUCUGGGUAUUACAUAUCCUGUAGUGCAUUUCGACCCCUGUGAGCAAGAUGCAAAAGCACAUCCUGAGACACUGCAAUACAAUUUCUGAUUUUAUUGUGAAGCAUUGAUAGAUUUAAGACAGAUUAAGAACUUUUGUAUUACUGUAAGGAAAAGAGCACCAGUUCUGAGGGAGGACACAUAGAAUGGCAAUAUUCAGUGAAACGGUCAUUGUACACUUAAAUGUAUUUUAUACUUAGAUAACUGAGUAGGUGACUGUUAAGGAAGAGACCUUUCCUUUCCUGUCAAACAGGAUAGCCUUACAGUAGUUAUAUCCUACUGUGCUACAUACUCAGCAGUGCUAAUUACAUGCUUCUAGUUUUGUUGAAAAAUAAAAUUGAAUUGUAACAAA
Molecule: messenger RNA, 3764 nt
Organism: Tyto alba (common barn owl)
Lineage: Eukaryota; Metazoa; Chordata; Aves; Strigiformes; Tytonidae
Gene: GLT8D2
Product: glycosyltransferase 8 domain containing 2
Exons: 10
Coding region: 2039-3091 (350 amino acids)
Cellular component (GO): Golgi apparatus
Molecular function (GO): glycosyltransferase activity
Source: RefSeq, a predicted model, not a curated record